AAAGAGGAAACGCAGAGGAAGAGGAAGGAGGAAGAAGAGCGCUUGAGGAGGACAACCGAGCGGGAGAAGUGAGGGAGAGGGAACUCCGGGAGGGAGGAAAGGAGGCCAGGUAGCCAAAAGGGCAAGUCCGGAGAGGAGGAAGGAAGAAGGAAGGAGGGGGAGCCUUGCUCCAGCCUUGCUCUCAACUUCUUCUGCGCGCCGAGGAAGAGGAAGAAGCAGCAGCAGCGGGGCGUGCGCCUCACAGCUUGGACUCGGUCAAAGCUUGGACUUCCGAGCCUCUUUCCCUGGGGACGAGGCGAAGGCGUUGCAAAGCGUGUGCCUUGUCUGCGCGUCCGAGCAGCAAGACCUCCUCCUCUUUCCUCUUGCCUCCUCCUCCUGCUGCUGCUGCGUGUCCUCCAAUUUGCGCAUUUGGAGAGGCAGGAAGGUGCUCCCUGGAGGUCCACAGUUUUGCAAAGUUUUUUUUUGGAGUUGCAGAGGCUCCCCUUCGGCCACCGGAAGGAAGAAAGGAAGGAAGCAUGCAUUACGAGGAGCCCUCCUCGCCGGCCUUGCAAAGACCCCGCUAUGGCUCUAUUGUGGAUGAUGAACGGCUUUCAGCUGAGGAGAUGGAUGAAAGGCGACGUCAGAAUAUUGCUUAUGAGUAUUUAUGCCACUUAGAAGAAGCUAAAAGAUGGAUGGAAGUCUGUCUGGAUGAAGAACUGCCACCUACUACUGAAUUGGAAGAAGGAUUAAGGAACGGUGUGUACCUUGCCAAGUUAGCAAAGUUUUUUGCACCAAAAUUGGUCUCUGAUAAGAAGAUCUAUGAUGUGGAACAAACACGCUAUAAGCGGUCAGGUCUUCAUUUCCGCCACACAGAUAACACGGUACAGUGGUUGAGGGCAAUGGAGUCAAUUGGCUUGCCUAAAAUAUUCUACCCAGAAACCACAGAUGUAUAUGAUAGGAAGAACAUACCUCGAAUGAUAUAUUGCAUUCACGCACUAAGUUUAUAUUUGUUUAAACUAGGAAUAGCUCCUCAGAUCCAGGACUUGCUGGGGAAAGUAGACUUUACAGAGGAAGAAAUCAGUAACAUGCGGAAAGAACUGGAGAAGUAUGGUAUACAGAUGCCUUCAUUUCAUAAAAUCGGAGGUAUACUAGCCAGUGAACUCUCAGUGGAUGAAGCAGCAUUGCAUGCUGCAGUAAUUGCGAUUAAUGAAGCUAUUGAGAAGGGAGUCGCAGAUCAAACUAUCAAAACACUCAAAAAUCCAAAUGCCAUGUUGGUCAAUGUGGAUGAUGGUCUUGCCCAUGCAUAUCAGAAGGAACUAUCUGAAGCUAAGAGGAGAAAAGAAGAGAAUGCAAGGUUGAAGAAUGGCUCAAUUUUGGAGGAGGAAAGAGAUGUGUAUGAAGAAUUAUUGACACAAGCUGAGAUCCAGGGAAACCUCAAUAAGGUCAACAUUCACAUAGCUUUAGCCCAAGUGAACAAGGCUAUUGACAUGCAAGAUGAAGUGGCACUGAUGGCAGGCUUGAACCACCCUGCUCUGAGCCUAUUGGAAGUUCUGCUGCAAAAUUCCACAUGGUACCUAGCACAGUUAUUUGAUUUUAAAGAGCAGAAAACACAGAUAGCAGGGGUUCCUAUUAUGCUCGACAAAAAUGAGAUACAGAAUGAAGUUAGUAUUGCCAAUGAGGAAGCAGAAUCUCACAAAUUUAAGCUUAUCGCAGUUGACAAUAUCAAUAUUGCAAUUCGUAACUGUGACCCAAAUAAGACAGUUGCUGCUCUGAUGAAACCUGAGGCCCAGUUGUGUGAGGUUUACCCGUCUGCUGCUCCUGUGUACCAGACUGAGCUCUUCAAUCUUCAGCAACAGAAUGCUGUGAACUACUUGGCUCAUGAUGAACUGUCUAUUGCUGUUGAAAUGCUAUCAGCAGUGGUGUUAUUAAACCAAGCUCUGGAAAAUAAGAAUAUUGUGGAAAUAAAGACACAUCUCAGCAACCCAUCCAUUGGCUUUAAUAACCUGGAAGAUGAGAACCUGCAACGUUAUGCUGAUACCCUGAUGUCCAUUAAGUUAGAAGCAUCAUCUCAAGGACAAAAAUAUUUAAGUUGGAAUGACAUCCAGAACUGUAUUGACAUGGUUAAUACCCAGGUUCGAGAGGAAAAUGAUAGAAUUGUAGCAAUUGGUCACAUUAAUGAGGCCAUUGAUGUGGGAGAUCCCAGAAGAACAGUGGAAGCGCUACUGCUUCCCACAGCAAAACUCCAUGAUGUAAAGGAAGAAAAUGCAUGGCAUUAUCAAGAGGUCCUGAGGAAUGCAAAAGCAGACAAAUGCCAGGAAUGUCAUGAUGAUUCAUCACUUCUGUGGCUAGAUGAGAUACAGAAGGGAAUAGAAGAUGCUAAUAGAAACUUGGAAGGUGCAUCAAAAUUGGCAGUUGGGACAACAGAGAUAAACCAGUGUUUAGAAGAAGGAAACUCUGCACAGAUCAUCACCAUUGUACAGUCGCCUAACUUCCAUUUACGAACUGUACCAGAGUGUGCUGAAACCUACUACAGCAGCCUGCUGGAUGCCAAAAGUUUAAAACCCAAAGACCCAGAUGAAGGCCCUUGGAUCAACAUUUUAAUGCAAGGCCUCUAUGAUUAUUACUACAAUGUGGAAACUGGAAUGGGCACCUGUGUUCCUCCUGAAGGAAUUGUCCCCAAAACAUCUUGGCUGACUGGUGAAGAGAUUAAGGAUAUUGUUAAUCAAAUUACAUCAGACUAUAAUAGAAAACAAUUGUGGUUUGCAAACGAGGACCUGAUAAUUCAACUGCAGGCUAGAGCAAGGGGGUUCCUCAUCAGAAAAAAGUACAACGAAAGAAAAGCAUAUCUCCAAACCCAGGAGCCAUCAGUGAUAAAACUUCAGGCAUGCUGGAAAGGAUAUAAACAAAGGAAAAUCUAUUCUGAAAGACUUGAAACGUUGCAAAGAAAUGUUGCAUCUGUUAUUAAGAUCCAGGCAUGGGUUAAAAUGUGGUUAGCAAGAAGAGCAUACAAGAAACGUCUGCAAUAUUUCAAAGAUCAUAAUGACGAAAUUGUGAAGAUCCAAGCCUUCCUUAAAGCAAACAAAGCUAGGGAAGACUACAGAAUAUUGACGGGUUCUGAAAACCCUCCUUUGAAUGUCCUGCGCAAAUUUGCCUACCUCAUGGAUCAGAGUGAUUUGGACUUUCAAGAAGAGCUGGAAGUAACCAGGUUAAGGGAAGAGGUGGUCACAAAUAUCCGAUCUAGUCAACAACUAGAGAAAGAUCUGAACCUCAUGGAUAUCAAGAUAGGAUUGCUAGUAAAAAAUAGAAUAACACUGCAGGAUGUCAUAUCACACAGCAAGAAGCUGAACAAAAAAAGUAAAAAUCAGAUGGAGGAGAUGGUAACUGGGGACAAGCAAGGCAUCAAAGGCCUGAGCAAAGAGAGGAGAAAAAAACUAGAGGCCUAUCAACAUUUGUUUUAUCUUCUGCAGACUAAUCCAACUUACCUGGCGAAGCUGAUUUUCCAGAUGCCCCAGAAUAAAUCUACCAAAUUUAUGGAUACAGUUAUCUUCACUUUGUACAACUAUGCUUCUAAUCCACGAGAGGAAUACUUACUUCUGAAGUUGUUUAAAACUGCUCUAGAAGAAGAGAUACAUUCCAAGGUAGACCAGAUUCAAGAUAUUGUCACAGGGAACCCUACUGUCAUCAAGAUGGUGGUCAGCUUUAACCGAGGCGCUCGAGGACAGAAUACUCUACGCCAGCUGUUGGCACCUGUAGUGAAAGAGAUCAUGGAUGACAAAUCUCUAGUGAUCAACACAAGCCCUGUGGAAGUAUACAAGGCAUGGGUAAAUCAACUGGAAAUGCAAACUGGAGAAGCUAGCAAACUACCUUAUGACGUAACAACAGAGCAAGCAUUGACACAUCCUGAGGUAGUGAAUCGAUUGGAGUCAUCAAUUCAGAGUCUCAGAGCAGUAACUGAUAAAGUCCUCACUUCUAUAUUCUCAUCUCUAAAUUUAAUGCCUUAUGGAUUGAGAUAUAUAGCCAAAGUUCUGAAGAACUCACUCCACGAGAAAUUCCCAGAUGCAACAGAAGAUGAGCUAUUAAAGAUUGUUGGAAAUCUUCUCUAUUACCGGUUUAUGAAUCCAGCGAUUGUUGCACCUGACGGAUUUGACAUAAUUGACAUGACAGCAGGAGGCCAGAUCCAUUCUGAACAGAGGAGGAAUUUAGGUUGUGUGGCGAAAGUCCUUCAACAUGCUGCCUCAAAUAACCUCUUUGAAGGGGAAAACGCACAUCUCUCAUCCAUGAACAGUUACCUCUCUCAAACAUAUGAGAAAUUUAGGAAUUUUUUUCAAGCAGCAUGUGUUGUUCCUGAGCCUGAAGAAAAAUUCAACAUUGAUGAAUAUUCUGAUAUGGUGACACUUAGCAAGCCAGUGAUAUAUAUCUCAAUUGAAGAAAUUAUCAACACACAUUCAUUAUUACUAGAGCAUCAGGAUGCCAUUGCUCCUGACCAAAAUGAUGUCUUAAAUGAACUCCUACAAGGACUGGGGGAAGUUCCUGAUGUGGACACCUUCCUAGGAGAAGGAACUAUUGAUCCCAAUGAUCCUAACAAGGAAAGCACUUUAAGUCAACUUGUUAAGACAGAAAUUUCUCUUUCGUUAACCAGGAAAUAUGAUUUACGAGAAGGUGAAGAACAGGACAUCAAGGGCUUGAUGAUGAAGACAAAAAGGCUUAUUAUUGAUGUGAUACGAGCUCAGCCAGGAGAGUCACUUGCAAAAAUCUUGGAAACACCAGCAACAGAACUUCAGGAAGCAGAGCACUUAAAAGUAAUAGAAAAACGUGCACUCUUGGACUCAAAAACUCCAGAGAAAAUGAAACACAGUCGAUCUAUCCUUGAAGAAGGGCAGCUACCAUUAGAGCAAAAGAAAAGGAAAAUACAGAGGAAUCUCCGAACACUGGAGCAGGCCGGACUAGUUUCAUCUGAAAACAAGUACCAGGACAUCAUCAAUGAAAUAGCAAAGGAUAUCAGAAAUCAAAGAAGAUAUAGGCAACAUCGGAAAGCAGAACUGGUGAAACUCCAGCAAACAUUGAAUGCGCUCAAUUCCAAGAAAGCUUUUUAUGAGGACCAAGUCAAUUAUUACAAUACGUAUAUCAAAACAUGCCUAGAUAAUUUAACAAGAAAAAAUUCACGGAGAUCAAUCAAAUUAAAUGGGAAACAAGAGGAGAAAGGAAACAAACUGAAGAAUGUUUCGCUGAAGUAUACAGCAGCAAGGCUACAUGAAAAGGGGGUUAUACUAGGAAUUGAUGAUCUUCAGCCUAACCAGUUUAAGAAUGUGAUGUUUGACAUUUCACCUGGUGAAGAAGUGGGUGACUUUGAUAUCAAAGCUAAAUUCUUGGGUGUGGAGAUGGAAAAAGUGCAGCUCCAUUUUCAGGACUUGCUUCAGAUGCAGUAUGAAGGCGUCUCUGUAAUGAAAAUGUUUGAUAAAGCUAAAGUGAAUGUAAACCUCCUCAUAUUUCUGCUGAACAAGAAAUUCUAUGGAAAAUGAAGAUUAAUAAUAUCUUGGACUCUGCUUCAAAUCAAGUCCCAGUUGUGGGUCCGUGUUUUAACUAUUUGAAGCUUAUUAUACUUUCUUCAAGAAAGUCCACGAGAAUGUACUUACGUGCCUUUUUCAUAAUUGGAUAAAAUAGUAGUAAAAUAAGAACAUACAAAUCGAUUUAAGUACUUCCAGAUUUCUGUGGUGUUGGUACUCAUUUUCAGAAAUGAUUUAGUGGCAUCCAAACAUUGUGUGGCUGAUCUUUUUAAAUAUGCAGGUCAUUUAUUUGAACAGCGUCUAUAGAACUCUUCCCCCCAUUUCACCCACACAUCCCCCAAUUUACCAAAUAUAGUUCUCCUUACACAAUUAUUCAUAGGAAAAAUAAAUCCGAAUUUGAGUCUCUAAAGAAUAGCAAAUGUUUCUUAAAUUCUGGGGCUUUCCCCCAGAGACCUGUCAAUUGUAAAGUGAAUUAUUGUGCAAUGCAAAGUUUUUAUAGGUAAUUAUAAAUUUAACACUUACUGUAUAAAAAUAUAUAUAUUGCAAUUCAUUCGUACUAAAAAUGCACUACUGCCUCAUUGAAAUCUUCUAUACACCGCCUUUUAAUUUAAGUGUAAAGGGGCAAUUUGAAUAGUGAUCGGGUUUUUUUGCAAUGUACUUGAGGUAUUUUAAAAGGAAUAAAUUGUGCCUGUCUUUUUGUAAGAAAAAAAAUUAAAAUCACAAAUAAAAUGCAAUCAAUCAACA
Molecule: messenger RNA, 6227 nt
Organism: Anolis carolinensis (green anole)
Lineage: Eukaryota; Metazoa; Chordata; Lepidosauria; Squamata; Anolidae
Gene: iqgap2
Product: IQ motif containing GTPase activating protein 2
Exons: 38
Coding region: 516-5498 (1660 amino acids)
Biological process (GO): regulation of GTPase activity; mitotic actomyosin contractile ring assembly actin filament organization
Cellular component (GO): cell cortex
Molecular function (GO): actin filament binding; GTPase activator activity; calmodulin binding
Source: RefSeq, a predicted model, not a curated record